Messenger RNA from Anopheles coustani, 447 nucleotides. Its product is annotated as mite group 2 allergen Lep d 2-like. Lineage: Eukaryota; Metazoa; Arthropoda; Insecta; Diptera; Culicidae. The coding region runs from base 1 to 447 and encodes 148 amino acids. Gene Ontology annotation, biological process: intracellular cholesterol transport. The record is from RefSeq and is a predicted model, not a curated record. The transcript is spliced from 2 exons.
AUGAUGAAGCAAGUUGCAGCACUUGUGCUCGUGUUUUCGGCCGUUGCCCAGGGCCUGCAGGUUCUUCAGUGCUCCGACAACCGCCCCGGACCGCAGGAGGUUAUCAUCCCGGGCUGCAGCAACCUUCCGUGCCAGGUGCCUAAUCGGUCGGACUUCAACUUCAGCGUUCGCUUCGCGCCUACCUUCCCGACCAGUUCGCUGACGGUAGAUGUGCGCGCCUCGCUGCUCGGGCUGUUCCUGCCGUACGAGGUUCCGGAAAACUUGCGCAAUGGGUGCAACAACAUUGACACGUCGUGUCCGUUGACGGCUGGCCAGAGUGUUACUCUUACCGGCAACGCACCCGUUGAAGCGCCUCUGACGGGCGUUACCGUCACGAUGGAAUUCGAAAUUGUUGGCGACGGCGGUCAGGUGGCAGUCUGCUUUGCCGCCACGGUUACUAUUCUGUAA